AGUAAAAUCUGAUUAGAUCAAAUUGCGUCAUUUUUAUGUACAAAACAAAAAAUAAUGGACAGCAUCCGAUCACAAUUUGGAUGGAUUGCUUCAAUAUCAAAUGCGUUGUCAGGUUUUGAUUCCCAAUUUACACUUAAUUACUGAAGGGAGGAUGGAUUUUUCUGUAUUGCCUUUAUAUUGAUAAGAGAUCGCAACGGAUUUAUUUUAGCUGCAGAAAUAGGUUCAGGCGUUCUGUGUUGUGAUGAAUUUAGGGCUCGUUUUCUUUCGAAUUCGCAGAGAGUUGCCGAUUGUUGUGAAAAAAUAGGGGUUCUCUGAAUGCUUGAAUUUGAUCAUGCAAAUGGAUUCCGCUUUGCAGCAGAUUAAGAACCCUAGAUUCAUGCUUUCCCACGCUGAUUUUAGAAAUGCCGUGUGGAUUAGCUUGCUAUCGAAAAGAUGGAAGUAUGUUUGGACUUCGAUGCUUUACUUAAUUUUCAACAUAUAUUGGUUUGUGAAGCAUGAUAAUAUUAAUGAGAAUGAACUUCGAUGUUUUGGUAUUUUAUCAAUUGGGCUUUACUUAUAAGAGAUGGCUCUCUCAACUUAUAAGGAUCAAAUGUGUGUACGGAUAACACAUAAUGAAGCAGCUGAAUGAGCUCUUUCAUGUUUUAGCUGGGAAGAAGGUUCGAGAACUUUGCUUUCUUGAUGAUGAUUACACUGGACAGGUUAACAAAACAUCUCAUUGCAAGUUUUAGUAACCAAAGAAGUCUUGGUGAGAGUUCUCAUAUGAGGUGAGGUUGCUGAGAAUCUUCUUUCACGCGAUUGUAUUAAGCGCAAGAACGUUACUUAUAAGAUUGCCAAGUCAUUGAUCUUGAGUAGAUUGAUGGUUCAAGUAGUACUCAAGAAUCUAGCAAUCAUGGAUCUGUUUGCUCGUGAGAAAAUUUGGGUUGUAGACUAUAUUUCAACUCUAAGCUCAUGAUUUGUCCUCCAAACUUGCUCCUUUUCUGCUACAUUGGACGAAUGCUCUGUGGCUUCACUGUUGUGAAUACAGACUCUUUGGAUAAUGUCUCAGUCUGCCUUCUAUGUUUACCUCGUGGGUGGAUACAAAAAAUGCUUACUCUGUUCUGCAAGGUUGAUUGGGCUUGAUGAUGUGAUGCUUUGACUCUGUGCACUCUUGUUGCUAAGUACUACUCUCCUGCAUUUGAAAAAUAUGCUGGCGACUUCAGUCCUCUAGACAGUCUGAGGAGCUUGAAGGUUUGUAUGGAAUUCACGGGGGACCAUAUGGAGGGUCUAAUAAAGCUACUCCAGCUUUCUCAUAAUCUUGAAGCUCUAUGUAUCCGAUUCACUGAGCACCCCGGGAUAAUCAGUUGGGAAUCCAAGAAAAUUGACGUCCCAGGGCUGAUGAUAUUGCACAAGCUGAAAGAAAUUGAGAUUUUUACAUGGGGCAACCUGGAGAACUUGUUAGAGCUUAUCAGAUUCUUCCUUGAGAACGGAAAAUCUUUAGAGAAGAUAAACAUCACACAAAAGGAAGAAAUGCUGGAUCCGGAGUUCUACACAUUGCACAACGUUCAGUUAGCAUGUGAAUCAGUUUCUAUAUCCAUCGGUUUAGCUUCUGCUUCUGGAACAAUCAAGAUGUUUGACUAUUCGUUCUGGAAAUGUGGUUGGGGUACUGCUGGUCAAUCUAUCCAAUAUAGCCGGGUUGAAGUUUAUGGCCGUUGAUUGUGCUUUUGCUGAGAAGCAUUAUGCUGAUUUAUCUGCAAAGCCCUUCUUCAAUGGCUACUUUAAGUACAUUGUCUCUGGCCCUGUUGUUGCCAUUGUGUGGGAGGUGCAAGAAUGUCGUAGCCACCGGGAGAAAGAUCAUUUGUACCACCAGCCCUGCCACCAUCCGUGGUGAUUACGCCAUUGAUAUUGGCAGGAAUGUGAUUCAUGGCAGUGAUGCUGUGGAGAGCGGAAGGAAGGAAAUUGCUCUAUGGUUCCUGGGUUCCUGUCAAGAGAAAAGAUGCAUUGAAAUGAGGGAUAAGUGCACUAUUUGCUGCAUUUGAAGAAAUGGAGAUUUCGACUAAAAAUAUAAAAUGGACACAAACUGAGAACGAAAGAAUUAUUGAACAGGAAUCUCAUGACAGGCUAAGUAGUCUGCCCUCUGAAAUCCUAGACCACAUUCUAUCGUUUCUCAGCAUGAAUGAAGUUGUGAAAACCGGCGUGCUGUCAAGAAAAUGGAGAUACUUCUGGCAUUCAACACCAUGCUUGAACUUCGAUUUUAGAGAUUUCUGGAACCAGGAGCGCUGCUUGAAUUUGAGUUACAAUGAAUGCGUGAUAAAAUUUUGGGUAUUUGUCAAGUGCGCUAUGGUGAUCAGAUCACCUAUUUGUAGACUGCGGCUCCACUGUGAAGCCUGUGAUACCAUUCAGCUUGAUUCGCUUUUAUAUCUUUGCGCUAUGAAAGAAGUCCAAGAACUUGAUAUUUUUACUGGAUAUGGAAUCCUGCAGUGUCCAAUUCAUUGUGGUGUACCCACUCACGUUGACGCAUUUAUACAGGGCGUUAACAGUCUGGUUGAGUUGCAACCGUUGGCAAGCUUUUCAUAUCUCAAGACCCUAAAUUUGGUUGGCGUCCAGUUUGAUGAUUCUGAUAUAGCUGGGAACGUGUUCAGUGAUUGUGGUGUUCUUGAGACUUUAUCUCUGGAAUAUUGUUGUUUUGUGACGAGAAACCAUCUCAAGAUUUGUGCCAAUAAGCUUAGGACUUUCAACUUUGUAAACAAUGGCCCUUAUUGGUGGGAUUAUACGUGCAUGUUCGACGGUGAGCUGGAACUUCGUACUCCAAACCUUGUAUCUUUCUGGUAUAUAGGGCCAGUGCUACAUCUCAGUCAAUCAUCGGAUAUGCUAUUUUUGAAGAAUGCCUCCAUUGAGCUCCGAUAUCAAAAUACACCAGGGGACUUAGGUGCUAUGGUUUUAGGUAUUCGUCAUGUCCAGGAGUUAUCAGCGUCGCCAAAUUUUGUCCUGUACUACUCUCCUGCAUUUAAAAAAUAUGCUGGCGACUUCAGUACUCUCGACAGUCUGAGGUGCUUGAAGGUUAAUAUGGAAUUCACGGAGGACCAUAUGGAGGGUCUAAUAAAGCUACUCCAGCUUUCUCGUAAUCUUGAAGCUCUAUGUAUCCGAUUCACUGAGCACCCCUGGAAAAUCAGUUGGGAGUCCAGGAAAAUCGACUUCCCUAUGAUAUCGCACAAGCUGAAAGAAAUUGAGAUUUUCACGGGCGGCGACCUGAAGAACUUGAUAGAGCUUAUCAGAUUCUUCCUUGAGAAUGGAAAAUCUUUAGAGAAGAUAAACAUCACGCAAAAGGAAGAAAUGCUGGAUCCGAAAGAGUUCUACACAUUGCACAACGUUCAGGUAGCAUGUCUAUCUGUUUCAAUAUCCAUCGGUUUAGCUUCUGCUUCUGGAACAAUCAAGAUGUUUGACUUUUCGUUUUGGAAAUGUGGUUCGGGUACGGGCGGUCAAUGUAUCCAAUACGGCCGGUAAAUCGCUCUUUCUUAUCAUCAAAACAAAAACUAGGUAGCUUAAUAAGGUGAACUGAUGACAUUAUAAUUUAUAACUUGCUAAGACCAUUUCUAUCUUUUGGAUUUGC
Salvia splendens (bonfire salvia) is the source of this 3586-nucleotide messenger RNA. RefSeq names its product F-box/LRR-repeat protein At4g14103. NCBI's taxonomy places the organism in Eukaryota, Viridiplantae, Streptophyta, Magnoliopsida, Lamiales, Lamiaceae. The record is from RefSeq and is a predicted model, not a curated record. The coding region runs from base 2020 to 3480 and encodes 486 amino acids. The transcript is spliced from 8 exons. Gene Ontology annotation, molecular function: protein binding.